AUGCAGUCCAUAGCUACGUCUCGGUCGCUGCAUCAGAUACAGCUCGAGCUGGAAUACGAUGAGGAGGAGAGCGAUAGCGACGGCCGGCAAGGAUCGGCAAUACAAGUCUGUAAAGGCGGCCUACAGCGACGUGCCGCUCGCCUGAUUGAGUACGGUGAAGACGAAGCUGCGAAAGAAAUCCAUGCUCUCUGCGUCUUUGACGACAUCGCGGGGUCCGUGUCGAGCCACGCUGCGUUGGCGACUCCUCAGAGACUCCGGGCCAGUCCAGUGGUACGGAAAUGGGCAAGAUGGCGAUGGAGGCAUGUGCCAAACCUCUCGGACAAGCGAUCUCUCGAGGCAGUCAUGGUGUAUGAACGAGGGGUCGCCCAGCAUCCGGAUGAUCGGUGCGGCCGCUGCCGCGCAGGGCAAGGAAUAUCCCCGCAAUGUGUGGUUGCCUCAGCGGAGUUGCUCCCUGACGGCAAAUGCAGCAACUGUCUGUUCGAUAAUGCCGACUGUGGCAGCACACCCAGCCGCGUGGCUUCCGAAUUGGCCAAGGGAGGCGGUGAUUCGGUCCGUGUGGUCGACCACAUGGCUGUUUUGGAGCUCAUAGCUCGGUUGAAGAGACCGCCUGGCGCCAGCAGAGAGCACACAUUACCCGGCAAGGCCAAAAGGAUCGAAGUUGCAGCGCUGCAAAUAGCUCAGGCGGCAAGAGAUUGGGGAGAAAAGAUUUCGCAGGAGACCGGACGAGUUUGA
Purpureocillium lilacinum is the source of this 732-nucleotide messenger RNA. The record is from RefSeq and is a predicted model, not a curated record. NCBI's taxonomy places the organism in Eukaryota, Fungi, Ascomycota, Sordariomycetes, Hypocreales, Ophiocordycipitaceae.